Messenger RNA from Cryptosporidium ubiquitum, 1134 nucleotides. Its product is annotated as replication factor RFC3 AAA+ ATPase. The record is from RefSeq and is a predicted model, not a curated record. Gene Ontology annotation, biological process: DNA repair; DNA-templated DNA replication. Gene Ontology annotation, molecular function: DNA binding; ATP hydrolysis activity; ATP binding. Gene Ontology annotation, cellular component: DNA replication factor C complex; nucleus. The transcript has a single exon. The coding region runs from base 1 to 1134 and encodes 377 amino acids. Lineage: Eukaryota; Apicomplexa; Conoidasida; Eucoccidiorida; Cryptosporidiidae.
AUGGAGGAAUCUCAAUUACCCUGGGUUGAAAAGUAUAGACCAUCAGGCUUGCAGGACUUGCUAUCACACAAGGAUAUAAUAAGCACUAUUGAAAAAUUUAUUAGUUCUGGCCAACUUCCGCACUUGUUAUUCCAUGGGCCACCUGGCACUGGAAAAACUUCAACUAUACAUGCAAUUAGCAAAUGUAUUUACAAAGAUAGAAAAUACCAGAUGGUAUUGGAACUUAAUGCGUCAGAUGAUCGCGGUAUAAAUGUUGUGAGAGAUGCAAUAAAAAGUUUUUCAGAAAGUGCAUCAACUACAUUAAAUCACGUUAGCGGAACAAAUUUAAGUAGUUUAGAUGUGGAGAUGUCCGAUUCAAGCGUAAAAAACUUAGACUGCAAUAAGAACUUAUGUGAAAAUAUUAAGUUAGUUAUUUUGGAUGAGGCAGAUAUGAUGACUAGUACAGCUCAAAUGGCACUUAGAAGAAUAAUGGAACGCUAUUCCGAACAUGUGAGGUUCUGUAUUAUUUGUAACUACGUUAACAAGAUAACUCCCGCAUUGCAAAGUAGAUGCACAAGGUUUAGAUUCUCUCCACUUCCCAUUGAAGAUAUUAGGAGUCGAAUAUCGGAAAUUGCGCUAUCAGAAAGAAUUUUCAUAACUCUAGAAGGUCAAGAAUCACUCAUCAAGUCUUCAAGGGGAGACAUGAGGAAAGUUCUAAAUGUACUACAGUCAUGCAGCAUGAGUAAUCAUGGAAAUAUUCAAAAAUAUAAAAAUUCCGAAGAAUUACAGGGAAUAUUCUGUGAAGGUCUUGUCACAUAUAUUAAUGAAGAGAUGAUCCACAGAAUUCUUGGGAUACCCACAAAAAGUGAAGUGGACUAUAUAUUUGGAGUACUCUCACGAGAAAGCUUUUCAAAUGGCUACAACGCACUCCAUAAUUCCCAAAAUGAAAAUGGAUAUUCUACCCAGGACUUUGUGGAUAGUCUUUAUAACAAAUCAAUGGAAGCAAAUUGGCCCGAUGAAGUUGUUCCAUUGCUUAUGAGACGGCUUGCAGAUAUAGAAUAUAGACUUUCAAGAGGGGCCAGUGAAAGUAUACAGCUCGCUGCAAUUGUUUCAUGUUUUCAUGAAGUUAGAAUGGAAAUGGAAAAACUUGUUUGA